CGCUUCUCAGAUCUAAAUUAGCGAUUAGGAAUUGCCUCAGCUCAGAGGUUAGCCUGGUCGCAGAAAAAUAAAAAAGAUGUCACCAAAACAGGACGAAAAGGCCGAUAGCCGGGCUUACAGCAACGACGGGUACGUCAGCGAUUCGAACGAGAAAUGCGCUACUAACGGGAAAAACAAUCUUUCGAUAGACUUUUUGAAAAAAGGAGUUCCGAAAGAGUCUGAAUCCGGAAGUAACGACGUCGUGGAAAAGGGAGAAUCGUUCGAAUUCGACGAUUUGUUACCCCACUUGGGCGAGUUCGGCAGGUAUCAGAAAAUCUUGUUUUUGCUGAUGAUACCGUUCGCGUUUUUUGUGGCAUUUGUUUAUUUUACUCAGAUCUUCAUCACGAUCCUUCCUGAGAAGUAUUGGUGUCGAAUACCAGCUCUAGCUAACCUUACUGUGGAAGAAAGAUUGGCCUUGGCCAUACCAGAAGGACACGGCGGCUAUGACAGAUGCCGAAUGUAUGACGUGAACUUCACGGAAAUGCUCAGAAGUGGAGUGAAAGAAGCGGAUCCUGGGUGGAAUACGGUAGCCUGCAAAUAUGGGUGGGAGUACGACUUCAGCGUGGUACCGUACGCUUCAAUUUCAUCAGAGUUAAACUGGGUCUGCGAGAACUCCGCCCUACCUAAUACAGCUCAGGCGAUAUUUUUCUGCGGCGCCAUCCUAGGUGGCCUCGUCUUCGGAUGGAUGGCUGACAGAUUCGGAAGAAUACCUGCUCUUAUGGGUUGCAAUUUGGUUGGACUGUUGGGAGGAGUCGCUACCGCUUUCUGUCACUCGUUCUGGGCAUUCUGCGUCUGUAGAUUUCUGGUGGGAAUGGCGUUCGACAACUGUUUUACUAUGAUGUAUAUCUUGGUUUUGGAAUAUGUCGGACCAAAAUGGAGGACCUUCGUAGCCAAUAUGUCCAUAGCGAUAUUCUUCACUUUUGCUGCCUCUAUAUUGCCGUGGAUAGCCUAUUACUUAGCCGACUGGAGAUUGCUUUGCUAUGCCACAUCUGCGCCUUUAGUAAUCGCUGUAUUUACCCCUUGGUUGGUACCUGAAUCUGCUAGAUGGUUGGUAUCGCAAGGGCAGACGAAAAAGGCCAUAGACAUACUAAAAAAAUUCGAGAAAGUGAAUAAAACUCAUAUUAGUGAGAAAAUGUAUGAACAAUUUCGUAUUUCGUGCGAAAAAGCCCAACAAGCUGAAAAUAUGGAAAGAAAAUACACCGUCAUAGACCUUUUCAAAACACCACGACUACGAAAAAUCACCUUGAUUCUGGUUGUCCUGUGGAUGGCUAUAUCCUUGGUCUUCGAUGGACACGUCAGAAAUGUGGAAACGCUCGGUCUAAACACCUUCUUAACCUUCACCAUAGCCUCCGCCACUGAAUUUCCCGCUGACACGUUUCUGACGUUUGUUCUGGACAUUUGGGGAAGGAGAUGGCUUGCUGCCGGAUCUAUGAUCGUCAGUGGUAUCUUUACACUGUUUGCUAUUGCUGUACCUUUAGGUAUUCCAUCUGCGACAUUAGCCAUCAUGGGCAGAUUUGCUAUCAACAUAUCAUACAACAUUGGACUCCAAUACGCAGCUGAGAUCCUACCAACUGUAGUCAGAGCACAAGGGGUCGCCCUCAUUCAUAUCAUGGGAUAUGUUGCCAGUAUUAUAGCUCCGUUUGUUGUAUAUUUGGCAAAUGUAUCCACAUCCUUACCUCUUUUGAUUCUCGGAGUGUUGGGUAUCUUGGGAGGACUGUUAGCACUAUUCUUACCAGAAACUCUAGAUCAAGAACUACCACAGACAUUACAAGACGGAGAAAACUUUGGAUUAGGUCAAAAGAUGUGGGACUUCCCGUGCAUAAAGCCGAGAGACGCAGAAGAACCUAUCGAAGAGUUUUAUAGAGCAACUUCAGUAAGACUGUCUAGAAGAUCUACCAGAGCUUCGUUCAGAGGUGAAGCAAGAUCCAGCAUGUUGAACAGAGCAUCUAUUAGAUCUCGAAAAUUAUCGGAAGUUCCAGAUAAUAAGGUCUAAUCUAAGGAAAUAUUUUUAUUACAUAUACUAGACUGUGAUUUCGCUAUUAUUUUUCUUCCUAAAACGACACAGGACCGAGAGAGUUAUCAAUAACAAUGUGAAUAUAAAAUGGCUUCUAAGAUUCUGAAAUGUAUUUAAUGAUAUGUUGGUUGCAUAACCUACAGUUAAAAAACAAAAAUGUAUCACAAUUAUUAUUCUUUUAUGGGCAAAUCGGCACUGAACAAAUUUGUGAUUGGUUAUUAAGUUGAUUGAUAGAAUAUAUCUAUUCUAAUUGAAUUGGCACAGUUUUCAUUUACUCAGCUGAAGUUUUAUUAUUUAUGGUUGCUUUUGGAUUCGUUCUUUAUUCCUGGUUACAGGUUCCUUUAAAAAACAAUGCAUCAGGGAAACAAUCGUUUAUAUCAAACUGUGUUAGUUGUAAAUCAAGCAUGACUUCGUAGUAAUAUCUAGUAUCAACACUAAACGUUCGUAUGUUCUCUGACAAAACUAUAAUUUAAACUGUCUGUUUUGUGUAAAUGGAUUUCCAAAUCACCUUGUUUUUACUGUUCUUUAGUAUGUAGUUUGAAGUCUUUAUCAUAGAUGGCGCUACUGUCAGCGUGUCGAUGCAAGGUUGCAAAUUGUUGGGCUAUAGCCUGAACUGGAAUUUUUUUGUUAUCGCUUCUCGGCCUCUGGCUAAGAUCAAAGUGUAGUAUCUGUUCUUAUCAGCUUAAUAUCUGAUACGCCCCGCAUGCGGGGCCAGUAUAUUAAACUGAUUUUUGGAAUUAGAUGGAAGGUUAAGGGGCUUGCUCCACUUCUAUCACGGGUUGGCCCGGUAUUGCAGUACCGCCGGGAUCGGCCCACAAAAAGUAAUCAAAACAAAAUUUUCUGUAGUAUUUAUACAGGGUGGUGAAUCGUCAAACGGGCCAUAGGAAACUCAAUGGGAAAUUCUAAAUUGUUGAAUUCCUGCUUCCCU
Messenger RNA from Diabrotica balteata, 2981 nucleotides. NCBI's taxonomy places the organism in Eukaryota, Metazoa, Arthropoda, Insecta, Coleoptera, Chrysomelidae. The record is from the annotation of a GenBank genome assembly.